CUCCACCCCGCUUACAGCUGGCCUGUGAUCGUCCCUGCUCAGUCGCUCGCCUCCCAUCUCGCAUACUCCGCUGCCAGAAAUGUCCGGCUCCGAGGGCCUCAAUGACUUCGCCUUGGCUGUGGCGCUGGCCCGAGCUGGUGCGCGUGAACACGCCGACGCUCGGACCGACGCCAUCCGCCGUGGCGAGCGCGACGUCACCAAGGUGUACGCACACUCGCGUGCGGGAAACACCUCGCCCUCCUUCGACCACCUCUUGGAGUCGGACCUGGCUGCGCCGCUGGAGGUCUCCAUGAUUCCGACCGAUGUGCAUCAGGCUCGACGCCGGGCCGAAGAUCUCCAUGCGGCCGUUGGACCGGGCACUGGGGUUGGCUUCGCGACUGAGCUCCUGUCGCCGGCCUUGGUGGCCAUGCCGACGUCGCCCCAGCCUGGGCGCACAAGUCGCACCCCGCCGCUCGUUAGCCGGCCCGAGCCCGGGGUCCCUCAACGCUAUCCGGUGCUUGAUGCCGAUUCCAGCGACGAGCUGCUGGCCCCCCCACCUCGCGCCGGCCGUCGGCGUCUGUCUCUCUCCCGGGAUGAGACCAUGGAGUCUGGUGCCCUCCCGGGCCCGGGAUUCAUGUGGCCUGAGCAGCCCCAGCACUCGCACCAGCACUCGCACCAGCAGUCGCACCGGCCGAGCUCGCGCCACCAAACGCAGUCCCGCCAUCAGCCACAGUAUCACAACCAUCAGUACCAGCAACCGGGGUUUGUGAGUCCGGAACAGCUUCGGGAUACGGCUCCGCGGCGGGCUGUCGCACCGGCUCCUCGAGUUCCUCCAAGCACCAGUCGUGCCACUCCGCCUCUUUACAGCCCGGCGGUGUCGCAGCAUGAGUACAUUGGCGGGCCCUCGGUCCCGGGCUCGGUGGUCACCCGGCCCCAUGAGCAGAUUGCUCGCGAGCAGGCGGCCCGCGAGCGGGCUCGCAUGGCCAGCGAGGACCUGGAGCGCAAGCUCCGCCGCGAACAGGAGCAAGCAGCCCGCGCUCGUGCCCUGGCUGAGAUGCGAGACCGCGCAUAUGCCCGUCAGCUGGACCGGCAGUUGAACAAUGGCCACCUGGCCGACUCGUCCCGUUCGCCGGCAGUGGCGAGCAGCGACCCGAGCGCGGUGCCUGCCCAGAGCGCGGUCGACCAAUUCCUGGACCAUCUUCUCCAAACUUCCGACUCGGAUCUGAUGCGCAUGUCAUCCAUGUCCCUGAGUGAGUCGUCCUCGCUUGGUGGUCGUAGCAGCGGCAGCGGUGGGGGUCUCCCACGCAGUGGUGCUGUGGCGACGUCUCGCUUCCAGGCCUUGACCCUUACUCCCUCGGGCUCGGAGUCGAACCUCAGCCGUUCCGGCAGCGGCCUCCAUCUUCCACGGACCCUGGCCGAGGUGGAGCAGGGCCUCGCACGCACCGGCGGCGCCGGCAGUCCCAUGCCGGUGUCACCGAUGGGGGGCGGGGCCAGCCAUUUGAUGCGGCAGUCACAGCGCAUGCAGCAGCCCCCGCAGCAACCCCAGCAACAGCAGCACCGCUGGCCCCCGUCACCGGUGUCCCAGUCGUCCUCUUCUGCGGAUCUCCUCGUCCGCGGGGGCCCGGCCAACAGCCGCCCAGUGUCCCUGGGGGCGACCAUCGCCGGGGCGACGGCCCCAUCUCGGGUCACCAUGCACCAUGCCCUUGCCAGCCCUCGGAGCUCGGCCAGCCCAUGGGCCCCAGCUAGCCCCCGGGCCGCGGCCGCCAGCCCCCGAGGAGGAGGGCCCAACGCCUCCAGCUCGACUGGCAUUCCUCUGGAGCCGGUGCUCAGCUCCACCGAGAUCGGCAGCGGCUGGCGCAUCUCCCAGUCCUCGUCCACGGCCUCUCUCGGCAAUGGGGGGAUGACUGAUACCACGACUCCCGGAGCGGCGGCCACGCGCAUCCACCAGCAGGCCCCCCUGCCGGCCAUCAAUGUGGCCGCCACGUCGGCGGCUCCGGCCGGGGCCGCUGCCAUCACACGGCCCUUCAGCCACCCGCCCUCGCCAGAGGCCAUGGUCGACCCCAGCCGACAGAUGGAGAUUGACGAGGAGGAUGUCGGCAUUUUGAGCGACGACCUGCGCACACGGGUCCACGUUGGGACUCUGCAAAUGCUCUUCCCCGAUGGCCGGCACCCGCCCCGGUGCAUGAUGUGCCUGGGUGUGUUGGAGUUCGACAGCGCCAGGGCGCUGGUCUUGCCGCGCGGAUGCCAUGGCACCGGUCCCGGUCAGCACGUCUUCCACCCGAGCUGCCUCUUCCUGUCGGCUUUGUCAACCUCCGCCGGCCAUGACAGCGGGGUCAUUUCGGAGGAGUGCCCCGUCUGUGCUGGCCACAUUGAGGAGCCUGGCCUCAUGCAAUCGACCCCGGCCCUGCCGACGACCGGCAGCCCCAUGCCCAUGCAGGACCAGGGUACUGAGCAGUAUCAUUCUCAGCAGGAAGAGGAGGAGGAGGAGGAGGACUUCGAGCACCUGACCCCCCCGCUCUUUGACCAACCGUACUUCAACCAGUCCGGAUUCCUGGCCGACGUGGAUGAUGCCGGCGGCGUGGAUUCCGCGCAGUCAUCCUCGGCGACAGGGAUCGACUCCAGCCCGAUGGCCUUCCUUCGGAACAGCUUCCGUCGGUUCAAUGGCGAAAUGUGA
Messenger RNA from Fonticula alba, 2653 nucleotides. RefSeq lists its product as hypothetical. The transcript has 3 exons. Lineage: Eukaryota; Rotosphaerida; Fonticulaceae. The coding region runs from base 80 to 2653 and encodes 857 amino acids. The record is from RefSeq and is a predicted model, not a curated record.